Messenger RNA from Lindgomyces ingoldianus, 861 nucleotides. Its product is annotated as alpha/beta-hydrolase. The transcript has 3 exons. The coding region runs from base 1 to 861 and encodes 286 amino acids. Gene Ontology annotation, biological process: lipid catabolic process. NCBI's taxonomy places the organism in Eukaryota, Fungi, Ascomycota, Dothideomycetes, Pleosporales, Lindgomycetaceae. The record is from RefSeq and is a predicted model, not a curated record.
AUGUUCGACAGAUUCAAUCUAAUGGAGCAGUACGCAGCUGCUUCAUACUGUGAGCUCAAUGUUAACACCACCGGCUCGAAAGUGACUUGCUCGGCAGGCAAUUGUCCCUUGGUUGAGGCAGCCGACACGAAUACAGAGGUGGAGUUUAUCAAUGUUGGAGCGACGGAUGUUACCGGCUUUGUCGCCACCGAUCAUACGAAUCGACUCGUUGUCAUAUCUUUCAGGGGAUCGGCUACGCUGCGAAAUUUCAUUACGGACGUCGUCUUCUCAAAAUCCGAGUCAGAUAUCUGCGCAAAUUGUAACGUACAUGACGGCUUCUGGAUUUCCUGGGCUGAGGCGCGAGGUCGUGUAUUGACAGCACUGAUUGACUCCGCGAAAAAAAGGACGGGAUACCAAAUGGCUAUCGUUGGACAUAGCCUCGGAGGUGCAAUUGCCACCAUGUGCGCGGCGGAGAUGAGGAAGAAGGGAUGGAGUGCAGAGCUGUAUACGUUCGGGGCACCUCGCGUCGGAGACGAGUCGUUUUCUCAAUUCGUUACGGGUCAGGGAUCAAAUUUUCGUGUCACACAUUACAACGACAUUGUCCCUCGACUACCGCCCCUUUCAUUUGGCAAUAAAGCUAGACGUGAGAGUGAUAGCGACGUCAAACAUGCACUAGGCAAGAGAGGCCAAUUCGACGGGUUUGGAUUCGUCCAUAUUUCGCCAGAGUAUUUCAUCAGGAGUGGGAAUAACGUUACAGUAAAAUGGGAUGAUAUCGACACAUAUUUCGGCUUGGUCACAUUCAAGGGAAACACGGGGCAAGCUGUAGCUUCUAUUGAUGCCCAUCGGUGGUAUUUCAACGCCAUUAGCAAAUGUGCGUCAUGA